AUGCCUGAGAACAUGUGGAAUGCAGACUCAGUCACUGGCAGCAACUCUAGCGUUGUUGUUCAGUUUAAUCUUGUGUCCCAAUUGCCGAUAAAGGUUGUUUGCAGCCAUAAUUUCUCCACACAGAAAGCCAAGAUUUCGAUGCUCAUACGUGGGCACAAUCUGUUCGGCCAUCUUGAUGGCUCUUCUUCUGCUCCUUCGACUACUCUCACACAAUAUAGCAGACAAGUGGCGAACCCGAAAUAUAGCAUCUGCCUUCAUGACCAGCUCGCACGCCUAUCAAAAGACACACGUUCAGUAGCUGAUUAUCUCCAUCAAGUGUGCUCUAUCUGCAACGAGCUUGCCACCGCUGGCGCUAUAGUCACCAAUGAUGAGUUGGUAGUGAAAAUUCUAAGUGGUCUUGGGUCAGAUUUUCAUGACAUUUCUGCUGUAAUUCGAGCAAGAGAUUCCAUCAUCUCGUAUGAUGAGUUGUAUGCAAAACUAAUUGACUAUGAGAUCUUUCUUAAACAUGAGGAAUUGAAGAAAGAAACUAGUGCAGUAACUGCUGCUAUGUUAUGCAACAAACAAAGUCAUACUGCAAAUGGUUACCGGUCACAGUCUCACAAUCACUUAGAGGCAAAGGCAAAUUUUCUUUCAGGUAAUCAAGCUGCAGAAAAUCAAUGGAUUGUCGACUCCGGUGCUACUCAUCAUGUGACAACAGAGCCUACCAAUUUUAAAGAAUAUCAUGGUUCAAAAGGCAUAGAUAUGGGAGAUGGACUUGAAAACGCGGGCUCAACUAGUCUCCGGGGGAAUAGGAAUGGACUCUAUGAAUGGCCCAAUUUCACAGUGAAUAAUUCUACUGUUCGAGUUGUCACUACAGCGGUUCCUCGCCAAGUCUGGGGUGAAUAUAAGAGUCUUGAUCCAUAUCUCAAUUCAAAUGGAAUCGAACACCUUGUAUCACCUCCUCAUACACCUCAAAGAGUGUCCAUAGCUGAGCAUCGUGAUCAGCACAUUGUUGAAACUGCCAAAACGCUUUUACACGAGGCAUCCCUAUCAGCAAAUUUUUGGUCGUUUGCUUGUCAACAUGCAGCCUAUCUCAUUAAUCGAUUACCCACACAGCUCUUAAACAAUACAUCGCCAUAUGAAAACAACCCCAAUCUUUUGUCCCUUCACAUAAUACAACCCCCAAUAUUAUCACCUACCAUCGUCGAAAAAAAUGUCAAUUCUGCCACCUGGUUCUACAACACAACCAACAAGUUUUUCCCACCUCUUCUGUUCCCACCUUUUCCUCCAACUCGCUCAACCACGCGAUCACGAAAUAAUAUUUUCUGCCCCAAGAGACCAUUCAAUUAUCUUGUCCAACUUCCUGUCGUUGUUGCUCCUCAUACCUUCAGGCAGGCUCUAAAGCACCCAGAGUGGAGGUUAGCUAUGAAAGAUCAAUUUGAUGCGUUAAUUCGAAAUCAAACGUGGGAAUUGGUUCCUCGGGGUCCUAAUAAGAAUGUUGUUGAUUGUAAGUGGAUAUACAGGAUCAGAAAGAAAGCUGAAGUAAAACUCAAUUGGUAUUCACUCAGCGGCCAGGUCUUGAUUACCACUGCACUUUUAGCCCAGUUGUCAAGCCUACGACCAUUCGUGUUGUUCUUUCGCUUGUAG
Molecule: messenger RNA, 1626 nt
Organism: Capsicum annuum
Lineage: Eukaryota; Viridiplantae; Streptophyta; Magnoliopsida; Solanales; Solanaceae
Exons: 6
Coding region: 1-1626 (541 amino acids)
Molecular function (GO): nucleic acid binding
Source: RefSeq, a predicted model, not a curated record